UUAUUCUAGAAUUGAUGACCAACCUCAAAAUAUGGGAUAUAAUUGAAAAAUAAUAUUUGAGCCGAGUUUAUGGCGUCUAAUAUGGUAUCGUCAGUAUUUAUUAGCAAAACACAAUUUAAAAACCUCCAACCACCUACCACCGUCAACGAUUCAUCCCUCUCCAUCACCACCUCCAAUUUCAGUCAAGUGAUGGCGGCUUACGGUGCAGUGGUUUCUCUUAAGAAUACGAUUCAGUUUAUUGUAGAAUCGCCUCGCCUUUUGGUGAUUCCUACUGGUCAUAUCUUAAGACCGGCCUAUGAGGCCGUGUGUGACUUGCAGACAGUUCUCGAAAAAUUGGAGAAGACCGGCUACAGCAAGAUCAGGACGAAGGUCAAUGCUUUGGAUGACCGAAUCAAAGAGGCCGUAUGGGAAUUCGAAGAUUUACUCGAGUCCCAUCUCUAUCAUCAGAUUCUUCCACAAGUCGAGACAGAUCACUUGUCUUUCUAUGGAGAUCUACAGAGUCCCCGAAAGAGUGCUGAAAUGACGAAGAUGGAGGAGGAGGAUGAUAAUGAGGAUGAUCAGGAGGAGGAGUUUAAGGAGGAGGAGUAUAAGGAGGAUAAGGAGUUGUAUAGUGAGCUGCUAUAUAUGCGAGAGAUGAUCCAUCAGAUUCUUCCAGGUCUCAGGCCCAAAGAUCGCUUGACUUUCUUUGUGGAUCUGCACAGUCUGCAACAAAGUAUUGAUGAAUUUGUGGUAAGGGUGACAGCGAUGGCGGUGGAGUACGAUAUGGAACUGCUGAAUAUGCCGGAAGAAGAAGGCGAACCUAUUUCCUCGAGAAUCGAUUUUGGUGGAAUCGGCUCAUACAUGGUUGGAUUAUCUGAAGAAUUUGAACAAGUCAGGGAUUGUCUUCUUGCAGAGAAAGAAGAGAAUUGCUUUGCAAUUACUGGGAUGGCAGGAGUUGGGAAGACAACUUUGGCUAAGAAAAUAUUCGACGAGCCAUUGAUUCAGGGACAUUUUGAGCUUCGAGCAUGGGUCAAAGUGGGCAGAAAAUGUGCACCGAGUGAUGUACUACGAGGCGUUCUGGCUCAAGUGGAUCCCAACACUCAAGACCAAAUGCUUACCCAAGGAGACGAUGAUGACGACCUGAAAUUAGUUGGAGUCCUGGAAGACAUAUUGAAGGAUAAGAAAUGUCUCAUUGUGUUGGAUGAUGUAUGGGAAUGGGACACACGACAUUUGAUUGAUAACUUGCCACAGGAGGAUGUACGAAUCUUGCUUACAAGCAGGUUCAGAAUUGAAGAAUCUCCAAAUCAAGUAGUAGUACGCUUGUUGAAUGAAGAAGAAAGUAAGAAAUUGCUUUGUGAAAAGGUGUUCGGUGAAGAGGAUUUCCCUCCUCACCUUAAGAAAUUGGGAGAGAAGAUUGCCAAAAAAUGUGAAGGUCUUCCACUUAUGAUAGUCACAGUUGCAGAGCUCCUAUCCGAAGUAGACAAGACCCGGGAAUUGGAAUACUGGACUGAGGUAGCCGAAAAACAACAUAAUUCAGUUUUUGUGGAUGCAUAUAAUCAAAUAUCAAAGGUAUUUUUCCCAAGCUAUGACUAUUUACCUCAAUUUUUCAAAAUGAUUUUUCUCUAUAUGGGAUCUUUCCCUCCAUAUUGUGAUAUUGAAAUAGGCGAUCUCAUUCGUCGAUUGAGAGCUGAAGGGUUUCUUGAAUCGAUUGGAGAAGGAACUUUGGAAGAUUCUAUAGUUAAAUGCUUUAAAAUUCUUUGUCAUUGGCAUAAUCUUAUUUUAUAUGAAGGAAAAAUAAAAUCUUGGUUCUCAAAGGGGGAGUUUCGGGUGCAUUCGUGUUGGCAAUACGUGUGUAAGAAAGAAGCUAGUAAGAUCAAGUUUUUGCAUGUUCUACAAAGUUGCGAUGAUGUUAUGAAAGGCCAGCGGCGGUUGUGUGCCCAUCAUAACACUUUAUUUGCCUUCAAACAAGUGUAUGAUUCAAUAAAAAGUAGUUGUGCAUCCACUGCCCGUUCUCUCCUUUGUUUGGGUCCUUACCACCAAUAUCCGGUCCCAAUACAUGAUAUGGAUUUCAAGUUGCUCAGGGUGUUAGACGCUCAUGAGGUCCGAUUUUACCGUAUCCCACUUGAUAUUAUGAAACUAGUUUCUCUAAAUUAUCUUGCCCUAACUUGCAAUGGAGAGAUCCCUGUUUCCAUAUCCAACCUUUUUCACCUUCAGUCAUUGACUAUCCAUCCACAUAUAAACAUUAAAAAGCGUGGGGCUCCGUUAUACAUGCCGAUGGUAAUAUGGGACAUGCCAGAGCUACAACAUAUUAGUAUCUUCGGAAGAGACCUACCAACCCCAAAGUCUGAUGCUGCGUUGGAAAAACUCUUUAGUCUUUUUGGUGUCAGUGCCAAGAGUUGCAUAAGAAAAAAUCUCAAGAAAAUCCCUAAUUUAAGGAUGUUAGAAAUCAUGAUGGAGUUGAAGCCUUAUGAUGAUGACGAUGAUAUCAACCCACUGAGUGGCUUGGAAUACAUCUCAAAGGAACUCCACAAGUUGCAACUACUUUCAUAUAAAGUAAUGAACCCUGACAUGAGGUAUCAGUCUAUAGUUCCUCUUUCAAUGUUCCCAUCAAGUCUUGAAUUUUUGACGUUGAGUGGCUUAGGGUGUCCUUGGAAGCACAUGAAUGACAUUGGUUCGCUGCUACCAAAUCUUAAGAACCUCGAGUUAAAUCACUAUGCCUUUUGUGGCCCAGAGUGGAAUAUAGAAUCAGGGUGUUUUUUGACACUUAAUACACUUGUUAUUGAAGACACUGAUUUGAUGCAAUUGAGACCUCAACAUGGAAGCCUCCCAAAGCUUGAACUCCUAAGCAUAAGGCAUUGCUACAAAUUACAACAAGUCGAUUGGACUUGUGAUCCCUCAAUGGUCACAAAGCCUACAAUUGAAUUGGUUGAGUGUAGUCCUUCAGUUGUCGCUUUCUCCGAGAAAUUAAGACCUCACUUUAAAGUUCGUUGCCAUUCUUCUUUUUGAGAUGAGAAGUCGUAGCCAGAGCUUGGUUAACAGAUGAAGUUGCACCAAGCUUCCUUGCAAAACAUGAUCGGCUUCCGAAGAUUGGAAUGGAGAAGUGUUUUUGACUCCUCGUUGGUGGCCUUACUUCAACGUAGAACACGUGAGUCGAUUUGAUAAUAAAUUUGCUUCAUAUUCUUCAUCCUGAGAUGCAAAUCCUUAUGUGAAGAAAGCUUGAACCAACUAUGUGAGUGCAGUUGAUGGAUUUGUUUAGUAUGAUGUUUUAUGUUGGUGUUGGAAGAAAAUGAGAGAGAUAUGCCAUCUUCAAUAUAUCUUCUCUUCUUUGACACUUUGUUGAUUGACUCCUUCCAUUCUUGGAUGCUUCCUGCUCACGAUUUUUUGUUUUGUUUUGCAAUUAGUGUUGGCUUUGUGUGAUUAUAGAUUAAUAUUGAAUUGAAGUAUGCAAUCUUCUUUAUUUUUUCU
Messenger RNA from Salvia splendens (bonfire salvia), 3444 nucleotides. Its product is annotated as putative late blight resistance protein homolog R1A-10. Gene Ontology annotation, biological process: defense response to other organism. The record is from RefSeq and is a predicted model, not a curated record. The transcript is spliced from 3 exons. Bases 70 to 2985 code for a protein of 971 amino acids. Gene Ontology annotation, molecular function: ADP binding. NCBI's taxonomy places the organism in Eukaryota, Viridiplantae, Streptophyta, Magnoliopsida, Lamiales, Lamiaceae.